AUGCCUGGAGGUACACGACCAAUAUUUUCAGAGGCACGAAGAAUGCAGAACGUACUAAAACGAGAUAGUCGUUUUCGUAUGCAUGUUUAUCAGAAAAAUCCAUGUUAUACAACAUUAAUAUGUGACCACGGAUUACUUUGCUUGGAUUGGCGUGAUAUUUGUGAUGGACGGCAACAGUGUAUGAAUGGAUUGGAUGAAGAAACUUGUGAUCUACUUGAGUUCAAUGAAUGUGACAAGGAUGAAUAUCGUUGUUCUAAUGGAAUGUGUAUCCCAGAUAGUUAUUUUCUAGACGGUGAAUAUGAUUGUAUGGAUGAUUCCGAUGAACAACGACCAUUUAAUCAUAGUGGAUGUGCUUAUCAACCAGAUCCUUUCAAUUGUGAUGACCAUGCAUGUUCAGUAUCAGAAUGGUCGUGUGGAGAUGGUCAAUGUAUUAAGGAACGAAACAGGUAUGAAUGGCAAGAAUUAACUAUACCCAGCUCACAAUGUUAUUCAAUGCGUGAGUAUAUGUUUAUGUGUGAACUGAGUGAGCAAUACAAAUUAUGGACAAUGGUGAAUGGCACAUGUUACCAUUC
Molecule: messenger RNA, 572 nt
Organism: Adineta steineri
Lineage: Eukaryota; Metazoa; Rotifera; Eurotatoria; Adinetida; Adinetidae
Source: the annotation of a GenBank genome assembly